AUGGAGGAGCCCAAGGGGGCGGCCCCGGGGUCUGAGGAACCCAAGGGGGUGGCCCCGGCCCCGGCCCCGGCCCGGCGGCCUCGGAAAGCCUCCAAGAAGCGAAAGGAGGCUGCGGCAGUGGUCAUACCGCGGGGCAGGCCCAAGUCGGGGCGGGUGUGGAAGGACCCCGACAAGAAGAGGUUCUCACACAUGAUCCAGGACAAAGCCCUUCGAAGCUCCUGGGCACGAAAGAUGAAGGAGAGGCAGGAGAAGAAGCUUGUCCAGGACCUGGCACGGCAGCUGCAGGAGGGGAAGCAGCGGGAACGAGAGGAGAAGAAACGGCGAAGGGAGGAGAACAUCAAACGGCGCCUGGAGAACGAGAGGAAGGCAGAGAUUGUCCAAGUGAUCCGGAACCCACUGAAGCUGAAGAGGGCCAAGAAGAAGCAGCUGCGGCGGGUGGAGAAGAGGGACACCCUGGCCCUGCUCCAGAAGGCCCCUGCCAGGCACAAGGCCACCCCAGAAUGAGCUGGGGGAAUGAGGACACUGCUGCCCAACCCCUGCACCUGGGGUUUCUGUGGCUCCUGCCCCCUCUCCAGGGAUGAUUCCUCAGCUUGGAGGGGCCCUUGGUGUUGGACACGGCAGGACACAGCUGGUGGGGGUGGUUGUGUUGCUCCAGGACAUGCAGGAAGCAGCUCCUGAAUCCUUCUCUUUGCCCUCGUGGAAUUGCUGGAGAUGGAAAAUUUGU
This is a messenger RNA of Indicator indicator, 724 nucleotides long. It is a transcript of the gene CCDC86, whose product is annotated as coiled-coil domain containing 86. Gene Ontology annotation, cellular component: nucleolus. Bases 1 to 504 code for a protein of 167 amino acids. The transcript has 4 exons. The record is from RefSeq and is a predicted model, not a curated record. NCBI's taxonomy places the organism in Eukaryota, Metazoa, Chordata, Aves, Piciformes, Indicatoridae.